AUGCUUCAACGUGACCCUGCCUUUGGAGGUUUCCUCAUAUCCCAGCUCUGUGUUGGUGUCCUAGGGAACUCAUUGUUCCUCGUGUUAUAUGUGUAUACCUUCUUAGUCCAGCCUCGUUUUAAAAAGCCUAUAGAUGUCAUUUUCAUGCACCUGACACUAGUCAAUAUGUUGACAAUCAUAUUCAUAUUGGUACCAGCUAUUGUGUCAUCCUUUGGAGUAAGUCAAUUUCUGAACAAUGCUGGUUGUAAGGUGGUUUUGUAUAUCUUCCGGGUCACUCGGGGUCUGUCCAUCUGCACUACCUGCAUUCUGAGCACAUUUCAAUCCAUCAUCAUCACUCCCAGUAAUUCUCAGUGGGUGUGGCUUAAGUCAAAACUCUCUACUUGGACCUUUUACUUCUUCUUGUUUUCCUGGUUCAUCAACCUGAUCAUCUAUGUGCGUGUCAUUGAGACUGUGAUGGCCAAAACUAAUUAUACUCAUGCUGGUUGUGGAUAUUCACAGGCUUACUGUGAAGUCACAGAGUUUGGGAACAUCAAACCCGAAUUCUUUUUGAGUGUCAUACUGAUUCGAGAUCACUUUUUUGUGGUCCUCAUGAUGUGGACCAGCCUCUACAUGGUGAUUCUCCUCUACAGACACCGUAAGAGAGCCCAGCAUGUCCACAGCACAAGGCUUUCCUCCCAGUCAUCUCCUGAACGCAAAGCCACCCAGAACAUCCUGUUGCUGGUAAGCUGCUUUGUGUUCUUCUUUUGGGUAAAUGACUUUGUCACCCUUUAUGAGUUUUAUAUGCCUGAGAAAAUGACAAGAUUGAGGGGACUUAAUACAGUUUUAACAACCUGCUACCCUACCAUCUCCCCAUUUUUACUAAUGAAGAAUAGUAAAGUUAUUUCACAGUUUACUUCUUCCCAGUCACUACUGAGAAUUACAGGUUUUCAAAGAGCACUCAGAGACUGA
Messenger RNA from Nannospalax galili (Upper Galilee mountains blind mole rat), 948 nucleotides. Its product is annotated as vomeronasal type-1 receptor 4-like. Lineage: Eukaryota; Metazoa; Chordata; Mammalia; Rodentia; Spalacidae. Gene Ontology annotation, cellular component: membrane. The transcript has a single exon. The coding region runs from base 1 to 948 and encodes 315 amino acids. Gene Ontology annotation, biological process: G protein-coupled receptor signaling pathway. The record is from RefSeq and is a predicted model, not a curated record. Gene Ontology annotation, molecular function: pheromone receptor activity.